AUGGCCAAGUACCCCAUUUUUGUAUUGAGCUUGCUAGCCUUGGUUUGUGCUCUUGCCUUUGCAUAUGAACCUAGUCCUUUGCAGGACUUCUGCGUUGCAGACCCUACUAGCCCAGCUCUAGUCAACGGCCGUGCUUGCCUGGACUCUAAACUUGCACAGGCCGACCAUUUCUUCCUCAGUGGACUAAACAAAGCUGGCAACACAUCCAAUGCUCUUGGCUCUGUUGUAACCCCAGUGACUGUGGGUCAAAUUCCUGGACUGAACACAUUUGGCAUAGCACUGGCUCGCCUAGACUAUGCACCCUGGGGACUCAUCCCUCCUCACUCACACCCUCGGGCGACCGAGAUUCUGACAGUCCUUAAAGGCAGCCUCUACGUUGGUUUUGUGACCUCUAAUCCUGAGAACAGGCUCAUCUCGAAGGUCCUCAAGAAGGGUGAUGUGUUUGUCUUUCCAGUUGGACUUGUUCACUUCCAACAAAAUGUGGGUAAUGGAAAGGCCAUCUCCCUCUCUGCUUUGAGCAGCCAAAACCCUGGUGUCAUUACUGUUGCUAGUGCUGUUUUCGGAUCAAAACCGCCCAUUGGGGAUGAUAUUCUCGCCAAGGCUUUCCAGGUGGACCAGUCUGCAAUCAAUCGUUUUCGAGCACAGUUCUAG
This is a messenger RNA of Juglans regia (Persian walnut), 651 nucleotides long. RefSeq names its product putative germin-like protein 2-1. Gene Ontology annotation, molecular function: manganese ion binding. Lineage: Eukaryota; Viridiplantae; Streptophyta; Magnoliopsida; Fagales; Juglandaceae. The record is from RefSeq and is a predicted model, not a curated record. Gene Ontology annotation, cellular component: cell wall. The transcript has 2 exons. The coding region runs from base 1 to 651 and encodes 216 amino acids.